Indicator indicator is the source of this 977-nucleotide messenger RNA. RefSeq names its product small integral membrane protein 12 (gene SMIM12). NCBI's taxonomy places the organism in Eukaryota, Metazoa, Chordata, Aves, Piciformes, Indicatoridae. The coding region runs from base 1 to 276 and encodes 91 amino acids. The record is from RefSeq and is a predicted model, not a curated record. The transcript has a single exon.
AUGUGGUCCGUAGUGUGGGCAGCCGUGCGUUCCAAGGCCCCGUACGUCACCUUCCCGGUGGCCUUCGUGGUGGGGCUCGUGGGCUACCACUUGGAGUGGUUCCUCCGCGGCGACCCCCAGCCCGCGGCCGAGGAGAAGAGCAUCUCGGAGCAGCGGGAGGACCGCAAGCUGCAGGAGAUCGCGGGCAAGGACCUGACCAAGGUGGUGAGCCUGAAGGACAAGCUGGAGUUCGCCCCUCGGGCCGUGCUGAACAGGAACCGCCCGGAAAAGAGUUAAUAAAGUUGUUCGGGCAAAAGAAGUGCCCUGGAGCGACUGUCCUGGGGUUGGGGGCUGGGAGGACACAGCCCUGCAGCACCUUACUGUGGAUUUCUCCUGUACCUGGGCAAUAUGCUGUGCCCACUGCUGCUCUUCACCCUCCCAGUGCCCUCUGAAAGGUCAAGGUUUUCUCACCCUGCAGAUGCACUCAAGACAGCACCCAGACCUCUGCAUCGUGGCAGAGCAGGCAGGGCGCUGUGCUCUGGAGAUGGAGCGUGUUUGACACUCAGCAACUCAGCCUGUCCCAGCCCUUGAACCACGAAACCUUCCUGUCCUGGUUCCACCCAUGUCUCUUUAGGUUUGGUUUCUUCCACGGUGUGAAGACAGAAGAAACCUGGACCUGAGUGUUAGGAGGUUGGGAUGAGGCUAACCACCUGCAGCAGGAGGAUCUGAUGUCCUGCAUGCAGCUCUCCUGUGGCUCCUUGUGACUUCCAGCCACAGGACCACUCUGCUGUGUUACACCUGUGGGAGCCUGAACAGUGGUGGAGGUUUCUGGGGAACCCUCUGCAUCAUCCCCAGGCUUCACAGUGAGGAGGGGGGAUGGAGAAAGGGGGAUGGAGGGAGCUGAAGUCCUGGUCCUGCUUUGUCACGGAGCUCUGAGCAUGGUGAUGGCUUCAGCCUGGUGCACAGAGAGUGGGGACGUACCUGCCCUGUGUGGAAAC